AUGGCAGAUCCUCCGAGCUUGGCAUACUCUCCAGCCAACUCAAGUUCACAGCGGCCAAAGACUCAUGCUUGUGUCCUAUGUCAAAAGAGAAAGGUCAGAUGUGACAGGAAUGAGCCCUGCUCUGGCUGUGUCAAAGCCCAAGUCGAAUGCGUAUUUCGGGAGCCGCUUCCGCCUCGCCGACGCAAAAGGAAGCCAGAGGCGAUUCUGCUUGCACGUCUCAAGCGCUACGAGGAAAUCCUAGGGAGAAAUGGAAUUGAUCCAAAUGUUCUCGAUGGCAGCAGUGAGAAUAGUGCUGGCUCUAGCCGCCAUAACACUUAUGUCAAUCUGGUGAACUCCGCUGAAUCUACGCCGGCUGUGCCAAAUCAAUUCGAAUCCAAUACCAAAAAGAUCGGACCGGGAAGAUUGAUUGCAAAAGAAGGGAGAUCUAUAUACCUCGAUAAGUUUGUUUCCCAUGUCUUUCAGCAUAAAUUUGGCCACUGCUUACGCCAGCUUCAUCAGCAAUCUGUGGAAGAGCGUCAGCAACGAGAGGAUAUACUUCCUGAGAGCUCAGACGACGUAUCUGAUCAGUCACUUCACGACCAGGUUGAUGGAAUCGACCCUGAUGAAAACUUCCUUGUCUUCGGCUCUGCGUCUAGAAGUCUGACAGACCUUCAUCCCAGCCCUAUACACAUAUUUAAACUGUGGCAGGUUUUUCUUGAGAGUGUGAAUCCGCUAACUAAAAUAAUUCAUUCACCUACUCUGCAACAACGGAUCCUUGACGCAGCCAGCGAUCUAAGCUCCGUACCAAGGGAGCUAGAGGCUCUGAUGUUUGCGAUCUAUAGCGCUGCUUUGACAGCUAUGAGUGAUGAAGAGGUUGCUAAAACAUUUGGCGAAACAAAGACUAGGUUUCUGGCUAGGUGCCGGCAGGGUGCCCAACAGGCUUUGAUAAACGCAGGAAUCCUCAAAACAUCCGAUAUGGUGGUCCUCCAGGCUUUCGUCAUAUUUCUUUUGUCUGUUCGGCUUGUCUAUAAUCCGCAUUCCCUCUGGUCUCUGAGCGGCAUAGCCGUACGAGUAGCUCAACGUAUUGGACUUCACAGAGAUGGUUCUCAUCUUGGCUUGUCCGUCUUUGAAACGGAAUUGCGCCGGCGUUUAUGGUGGCAGGUUACUGUCGUCGAUGCAACUAUCGGCCAUAUGUCCGGUUCUAUUUCGUCUCUGCUCCCGGUCGCAGAUACGGAUACUCCUCUCAAUGUCAACGAUAGCGACCUUUAUCCUGAAAUGAAAGAGAAACCAAUUGAACAUUCCGGUCCCACGGAAAUGAUAUUCUGUCAGAUGCGCUAUGAAGUUGGCAAAUGGCUACGCCGUCAGGCAAGCUCCGGGGUUGUCACCUUUGACGGGCACUGGAGGAGCAUAAGCGAUACCUCUGUACCUCUGCAGGAAAAAGACAGAGCAAUUGACGAACUUGAAAACGCUCUUGAGGAGAAGAUUGUCAAGCAUUGUGACCCGUCCAUACCGCUGCAUCUCGUAACCCUACUGGUCGCCAGGUCAGCUGUCGGGAUGCUGAGAUUGGCGGCACAUCACCCUCGUUGUUACCAAGAACGAGGUGAACAUAUGACGCAGUCCGAAAAGGACCGACUGUUCACCAUCUGCAUGAAUGUGGCGGAGUACGGUAACGUCUUGCAAACGACUAAGACAACACAGCGAUAUCUCUGGCAUGUGGACUAUCAUUUCCCCUGGGAUGUUCUGAUCUACAUGCUCUCCGAGUUGCGGUAUCGCACUGUCGGGGAAGAGACGGCAAAGGCGUGGCAUUUAAUUGAUGUGGCCUGCACCCGGACUUAUCAACAGCUCGGGCCAAAAGCAAGGAGCCCGUUGCAUCUGGCGAUAGCUAGUUUGGCCGUGAAGGCCUGGGCUGCGCAUGUGGCAGAAUGCGAACGUCAUCAGCUGCCACCUCUUCCCUGUCCGCAGAUCAUCACAGUUUUCUCAAAGCAGAUUCAAAGAAACAAGUCCUAUUCCCAGGUUGCUUCGCACUCAGAGCAGCCUGAUGUAACUACAUCUGAGGGCGUUGCCGCAAGUGGGAAUCUCACCAAUUCUGCUUACGAACCGGUAAACGUAUCCAGACGGAGGGCCAGUUCAGACGACUUCGGUGCAGACAUCACCGCCAUGGCUGAAAUGUUUUCAUCCGACAAUAGUCCCAUGGACUGGGGCCAGUGGGACGAUCUGCUGCGGCAGUUCCAGGAUCAAUGUGGCGAGGGAGAAGCCUUCUCACUCACGUCGAAUAUGUAA
This is a messenger RNA of Rasamsonia emersonii CBS 393.64, 2259 nucleotides long. RefSeq lists its product as uncharacterized. Gene Ontology annotation, biological process: regulation of DNA-templated transcription; DNA-templated transcription. The record is from RefSeq and is a predicted model, not a curated record. The transcript has 3 exons. Gene Ontology annotation, molecular function: zinc ion binding; DNA binding; DNA-binding transcription factor activity, RNA polymerase II-specific. Bases 1 to 2259 code for a protein of 752 amino acids. NCBI's taxonomy places the organism in Eukaryota, Fungi, Ascomycota, Eurotiomycetes, Eurotiales, Trichocomaceae.